UUGUGAGCGAAAUGUUUGUGUAAUUUAUUGAUGCAUUGAAUUGAUUGGCAACAAAUCGUCAGAUAUUUCACAACACAAAUGGAUAACUAUUUGGAAAAUUGCAGAAAACAUUUGGUAACAUUGAGUGAAUGGUCGGAACCGAUAGAGUUAGUGGUGGGCAAUGAAAGCUGUGAUCUGGACUCAGCCGUCAGUGCCGUCGGUCUGGCAUUCAUUAAACACACGGAAUAUAAUAAAGUGGAGUCCAAUAACCGAUUAGUUAUUCCCGUUUUGAACACAACUCGAAAUGAAUUACAACUGAAAACGGAAGUGAUUUUUUGGUUUGAAAACUCAGUCCAUUUGAGUCGCGAUGAUCUCAUCUGUUGGGAUGAGAUCGAUGUCCAGAUACUUAAGACAAAGAAAGUGUUGAUAACAUUAGUCGAUCACAACGUGAACGAAGAGAUGGCACGGAUUGGAGAAAUAAUUGAGAUAAUAGAUCAUCACAAAUACGAUGCGACCCGAAGUCCCGUAAGUGAUCCGUCGAAAGUGUUUGUCGACCCGUCGAUCGGUUCCUGUUCUACACUAAUCGCCGAACGCUUUCUUCGAAGCGAUUUGAAAGCCGACACACAAUUGGCUCUUAUGUUCUUUGGGACCAUUAUUUUGGAAACUGCUCACAAAUACAGCGAUCGAGACGUAAACGCUGUCCAACAGUUGGAAGCGAUCAUUGAAGACAAAACCAUCACUCGCUCCGAAUGGUAUAAACAGUUGAUCGACGCCAGGAAUUGCGUAAACGAUAUGACUUUCGAGCAGUUGUUACUUAAAGACAAGAAAUUAGUUCCCAACACAAGAAUUAUCAUUUCAUCGCUCAGUGGAAAGUUGGUGUCGGAAAUGGAUUGGGAAUGUAAUCGUAAGAUUUUACGAGUUAUGACUUCAAAUGCCAACAAUCGGUUUGAGGCCAUCAUUAUGUUAGGAAUUGAUAACAGAAUUCCUGACAAAAUAAGUCGUGAUUUAGCCGUUUUUACCACUAAAACAUCACUUAUGGAAAAGAUUGUAUCAAGGCUGGAGUCCGAAAGCAAUGAACUCGGUUUGACUCUAACCACAGAAUUCCAUGAUUUAAGAAUUUACGAUCAGAAGAAUGUAAAAGCGUCUCGAAAGCAAAUUUUGCCUUUGAUUUCAUCCAUCAACGAAUCCAAUAACACAGCUAUAAUUGCUAUAAAGUGUAUCGGAAUAUAUCUAUUAGAUAUAGAGUGCAACAAAUCUCCGAUUAAUCGGAAAAAAUUGCUGAAAGCGCUCUCGACGGCAGACGUCGACCCAGACUUUGUUCUCAAUUAUAUACCAGAAACCGUCGAUUUUCUCGAAUCGCCUCAAUAUAGUUCUGUGGGAACUGAGGAUCUGAAUGAACACUCAAUUCCGUCUUCUCCUGCAAAAGAUGCAACCAAUGGUACACUUAAUACAGAAACAACUGAAGUGAAUAAAGAAUCAGAGCUUGAAAUACCAAAUAUUGAUGUUUCGAAAGUAAAUAAUCCGGAAUCAGUCUACGGCUCAUAUAUUGAAGACUCAUUUGUUGGCGAAUUAGUCGGCGAUUAUCCCAAUAAUGAUAACGACAAGGAGUGCAAUGAUUUGGAGACCCAAUGGACUCUAAAUAACGGAAUGAAUAAUGAAAUGGAGUUUGAUUUUGAUUCAUUUGGUCCCGAAUCCAUCAUAUAUACCGGUAAUCACGACAAUGAUAAUCAUAAUGAAGAAAACAAUUCAACUCUUAAACACUCUGCCAGUGAAGAGACACUAAAAACAGAAAUGGCUUCAAAUGAAUUAAAUACAAUCAAAACUAAUGGAGAAACCAAUGAAGAAAACACACGUGAGGUCACAGAAAAGGAAGAGAAGAAAAGUGAAACUCCUGUGCAAUCGUUAACAGUUCCGAAUGAGUCCAGUCCUACUUCUGAAUCCGAUUUAAGCCAAUCAUUGAACGAAGAGAGGGAUCAGAUAACUCCCUUUAAACGCAAUGCUUCUCUAACACAAAGUCAGAGAAAGAAAAUUAGUCCACGAAUUAAUAUCCAACAGAUUCUUAACUCAUCGGAUGAGUUAAGUCCUGGAGUCGGCGGCAUUGCUCUUCCUGACAGCCAUCCCCUCUCAUCCAGUGAUUAUCCUUCCAGUGAACCCAAUAAUGAUAAUAAUGCCAAUAAUUUGAAUGCCAACGAAGAGCGUGAAAGUAAAGGUUUGGUUCGGCGGCCAUCGACUACUAAAAAGAAGAUUCCAGUAAAUCGCGAAUUCUUCAAAAGCGAUGAAUUUAAUGGUGGAGAAGGAGAGCCGUCCGCAGCGAUCGUAGAGCUCUCUGCGCGUCAAGAAAUGGACGAAUCGAGAGCGUGGUCUCAGUCCUGUCCUAUUGGUCCCGACGGUGAGGUCAAACCAAUCGAUAUGAAAGUUAUCGAUCCCUACAAGAAAGUCAUAUCACACGGCGGAUACUUUCACUCCAGUACUGGAAACAGCCAUCAGUCGGGCGCCAGUCCUGCUAUCAUAGUAUUCUCCGCCUGUUAUCUGCCCGACCGCUCACGAAAAGACUACAAUUACGUUAUGGAUCACCUCUUCAUGUAUGUGUUGACGACUCUCCACAAUCUGAUUGCUGACGACUAUAUCCUCAUAUACUUCCACAACGCGGGUCUGUCCACUCUCGGCAAUAAUAUGCCAACGUUUGGAUGGCUUAAGCGGUGCUAUUAUAUGAUGGAUAGGAAACUGAAGAAGAAUUUGAAAGGACUAUAUUUAGUGCAUCCGACCUUCUGGUUAAAGACACUGAUUAUUAUGAGUAAACCAUUCAUUAGCUCUAAGUUUUCAAAGAAAUUGAAAUUUGUAGCGACUUUAGCCGAAUUGAGUGCUCUCUUACCCAUAGAGCACAUCGCUAUUCCAGAAGCCGUUAAAAUCUAUGACGAGGAAAACGCUAACAAUAUUCUCUAA
Messenger RNA from Medioppia subpectinata, 2922 nucleotides. The record is from the annotation of a GenBank genome assembly. NCBI's taxonomy places the organism in Eukaryota, Metazoa, Arthropoda, Arachnida, Sarcoptiformes, Oppiidae.